Messenger RNA from Oryctolagus cuniculus (rabbit), 7052 nucleotides. RefSeq names its product RNA polymerase I subunit A (gene POLR1A). Gene Ontology annotation, biological process: DNA-templated transcription. NCBI's taxonomy places the organism in Eukaryota, Metazoa, Chordata, Mammalia, Lagomorpha, Leporidae. The record is from RefSeq and is a predicted model, not a curated record. Gene Ontology annotation, cellular component: RNA polymerase I complex. Gene Ontology annotation, molecular function: DNA binding.
GUGGCCUCGAAAAGCUUUUCUGAAGCCAUUACUUUAAUGUCUUAUAGAGCUCUGUUCUUAGAAAACAUGAGAGCCGUGAAUUAUUCUCCGACCCCCACAACGAAAGUGGUCUCGUCCAUAUAAAUAUUCUAGCGAGCGCUUCCGGCGCGCAAGCCCACUUGGAAUCACAUGGUGGCUCCUGGGUUAGGGCUCAUAGGUGUUCUCCAGGGGUGACUGGAAUCUCUUGGUGCUGGAACUCACAGUAGACCUAGAAGAUGUUAGGCUCCAAGAACGUGCCCUGGCGCCGGCUACAGGGCAUUUCCUUCGGGAUGUAUUCGGCUGAAGAGCUCAAGAAAUUAAGUGUGAAAUCUAUUACAAAUCCUCGCUAUGUGGACAGCCUGGGGAACCCCUCGGCCAAUGGCCUGUACGAUUUAGCCUUGGGCCCUGCAGAUUCCAAAGAAGUAUGUGCCACUUGCGUGCAGGACUUCAACAACUGCUCCGGGCACCUGGGCCACAUUGAGCUGCCCCUCACUGUGUACAACCCGCUCCUCUUCGACAAACUCUACCUGCUGCUCCGGGGCUCUUGUUUAAACUGCCACAUGCUGACUUGUCCCCGGGCCGUGAUCCACCUCUUGUUCUGCCAGCUGAGGGUUCUGGAAGUCGGGGCCCUGCAAGCCGUCUUCGAGCUCGAGCGGAUUCUGAACAGGUUUCUGGAAGAAAAUGCUGAUCCUUCUGCCUUCGAAAUUCAGGAAGAGUUAGAAAAGUACACAGCCGAAAUAGUACAGAACAACCUGCUGGGGUCCCAGGGUGCGCAUGUGAAAAAUGUGUGUGAGAGCCGGAGCAAACUCAUUGCUUAUUUCUGGAAGACACAUAUGACUGCCAAGCGAUGUCCCCAUUGCAAGACUGGGCGGUCAGUUGUCCGAAAGGAGCACAACAGCAAGUUGACGAUCACGUAUCCUGCCAUUGUGCACAAGAAAGCUGGGCAACAGGACUCGGAGUCGCUGGGAAUUGAGGAAUCACAGAUGGGAAAACGAGGGUACCUAACACCAAACAGUGCGCGAGAACAUCUUUUUGCCAUUUGGAAGAAUGAAGGAUUCUUUCUGAAUUACCUCUUUUCUGGACUGGAUGAUGUUGGCACGGAGUCCGGAUUCAACCCCGCUGUGUUCUUCCUGGAUUUCAUGGUUGUACCACCUUCAAGGUAUCGCCCUGUCAAUCGCCUGGGGGACCAGAUGUUUACCAAUGGCCAGACAGUGAAUCUGCAGGCUGUCAUGAAGGAUGUAGUUCUGAUCCGAAAGCUUCUGGCACUGAUGGCGCAGGAGCAGAAGCUGCCAUGUGAGGUGGCACUACCCGUCACAGAAGAGGAUAAAGAUACUUCAGUUGCUGUGGAUCGAUCCUUUUUAAGCGCACUUCCGGGCCAGUCCCUCACAGACAAACUUUACAACAUUUGGAUUCGCCUUCAGAGCCACGUCAAUAUCGUGUUUGACAGUGAGAUGGAUAAAUUAAUGAUGGAAAAGUACCCCGGCAUUAGACAGAUUCUGGAGAAGAAGGAAGGCCUGUUCCGCAAGCACAUGAUGGGAAAGCGAGUGGACUACGCGGCUCGUUCAGUCAUCUGCCCAGACAUGUACAUCAACACCAACGAAAUCGGAAUUCCCAUGGUGUUUGCCACAAAACUGACCUACCCUCAGCCGGUGACUCCCUGGAACGUGCAGGAAUUGAGGCAAGCAGUCAUCAAUGGCCCCAACGUGCACCCAGGGGCCUCCAUGGUCAUCAACGAGGAUGGCAGUCGCACAGCCCUAAGUGCGACGGACGUGACCCAGCGAGAGGCUGUGGCCAAGCAGCUCCUGACACCAGCUACAGGGGCACCCAAGCCCCAGGGGACAAAAAUCGUGUGCCGGCACGUGAAGAAUGGGGACAUUCUCCUACUGAAUCGGCAGCCCACCUUGCACAGACCCUCCAUCCAGGCCCACCGCGCCCGCAUCCUGCCUGAAGAGAAAGUCCUACGGCUCCACUAUGCCAACUGUAAGGCCUACAAUGCUGACUUUGAUGGAGACGAGAUGAAUGCCCACUUCCCCCAGAGUGAGCUGGGCCGGGCCGAGGCCUGCGUCCUGGCCUGCACUGAUCAGCAGUACCUUGUUCCCAAGGAUGGCCAGCCAUUGGCAGGACUGAUCCAGGAUCACAUGGUUUCAGGUGCAAACAUGACGAUUCGGGGUUGUUUUUUCACCCGGGAACAAUAUAUGGAGCUGGUGUACCGAGGACUCACAGACAAAGUGGGGCGUGUGAAGCUCUUGCCUCCAGCCAUUCUGAAACCCUUUCCACUGUGGACAGGAAAGCAGGUUGUUUCGACGCUGCUCAUAAAUAUAAUCCCAGAGGACCACAUCCCACUGAACUUAUCUGGGAAGGCAAAGAUCAGCGGGAAAGCCUGGGUUAAGGAAACUCCUCGACCUGUUCCCAAUUUUGACCCCAACUCGAUGUGUGAGUCCCAGGUGAUCAUCAAGGAAGGGGAGCUGCUCUGCGGAGUGCUGGACAAGGCACACUACGGGAGCUCUGCCUUCGGCCUGGUGCACUGCUGCUAUGAGAUCUACGGGGGCGAGACCAGCGGCAAGGUCCUCACCUGCCUGGCUCGCCUCUUUACCGCCUACCUGCAGCUCUACAGGGGCUUCACCUUGGGUGUGGAAGAUAUUUUGGUUAAGCCGAAGGCAGACGUCAGGAGACACAGGAUCAUUGAAGAAUCCACCCAGUGUGGGUCCCGGGCCGUCAGGGCUGCACUCAACCUGCCAGAAGCCGCGUCGUGCGAUGAGAUCCGAGAGAAAUGGCAGGAUGCCCAUCUGGGCAAGGACCAGAGGGACUUUAACAUGAUUGAUCUGAAGUUCAAGGAGGAAGUGAACCAUUACAGCAAUGAGAUUAACAAGGCAUGCAUGCCUUUUGGCCUGCACAGACAGUUCCCCGAGAACAACUUGCAGAUGAUGGUGCAAUCGGGAGCCAAAGGGUCGACUGUGAACACGAUGCAGAUCUCAUGCCUGCUGGGCCAGAUCGAAUUGGAAGGUCGGAGACCUCCGCUGAUGGCAUCUGGCAAGUCACUGCCCUGCUUCGAGCCUUACGAGUUCACCCCCAGAGCUGGCGGCUUUGUCACCGGGAGAUUCCUCACUGGCAUCAAGCCUCCCGAGUUCUUCUUUCACUGCAUGGCGGGGCGAGAGGGCCUGGUCGACACCGCUGUGAAAACCAGCCGCUCCGGCUAUCUCCAAAGGUGCAUCAUCAAGCACCUGGAAGGGCUGGUCGUCCAGUAUGACCUGACGGUGCGCGACAGCGACGGCAGCGUGGUGCAGUUCCUGUACGGGGAGGACGGCCUGGACAUCCCCAAGACGCAGUUCCUGCAGCCCAAGCAGUUCCCCUUCCUGGCCAGCAACUAUGAGGUCAUAACGAAAUCGAAGCAUCUCCAUGAAGUUUUAGCCAAAGCAGAUCCUAAGAAAGCUCUGCGCCACUUCCGAGCCAUCAAAAAAUGGCAAAGCAAGCAUUCCGGCCCCCUGCUGAGGACCGGUGCCUUCCUGCGCUACUCUCAGAAAAUCCAGGCGGCCGUGAAAGCCCAGAACCUCGAGGGCAAGAACCAGAACGGCCGCAGCCCGGAGACUCAGCAGAUGUUGCAGAUGUGGUAUGAGUUGGAUGAGCAGAGCCGAAGGAAAUACCAGAAGAAAGCAGCCCCUUGUCCUGACCCCAGCCUGUCAGUCUGGCGCCCAGACAUCUACUUGGGGUCUGUGUCCGAAACAUUUGAAAAAAAGGUUGAUGACUACAGUCAGGAGUGGGCAGCUCAAGCAGAGACAAGUUAUGAGAAAUCGGAGCUUUCUCUGGACAGGUUGAGGACCCUGCUGCAGCUGAAGUGGCAGCGCUCCCUGUGCGACCCGGGCGAGGCCGUGGGCCUGCUGGCUGCCCAGAGCAUCGGAGAGCCCUCCACACAGAUGACCCUGAACACUUUCCACUUUGCUGGCAGAGGCGAGAUGAACGUCACGCUGGGCAUUCCAAGGCUGAGGGAGAUUCUUAUGGUGGCCAGCGCCAACAUCAAGACGCCCAUGAUGAGCGUGCCGGUGCUCAACACCAAGAAAGCCCUGAAGAGAGUGAAAAGCCUGAAGAAGCAGCUCACCAGGGUGUGCUUAGGGGAGGUAUUGCAAAAAGUUGACGUCCAGGAGUCCUUCUGUAUGGGAGAAAAACAGAACAAAUUCCGGGUGUACGAGGUGCGGUUUCAGUUCCUGCCACACGCUUAUUACCAGCAGGAGAAGUGCCUGCGACCUGACGACAUCCUGCACUUCAUGGAAACAAGGUUCUUUAAACUUCUGAUGGAAUCCAUCAAAAAGAAGAAUAGCAAAGCCUCAGCUUUCAGAAGCGUGAACACUCGGAGAGCGACACAGCGGGAUCUAGAUGACUCUGAGGAGUCGGGGAGGAAUCGGGGAGAGCAGGAAGGUGAUGAGGAAGAGGACGGGCACAUCGUGGAUGCUGAAGCUGAGGAGGGGGACGCGGACGCGUCUGACGCCAAACGCAGGAAGAAGCAGGAGGAGGAGGUCGAUUAUGAGAGUGAAGAAGAGGAGGAGAAGGAGGCAGAAGAGAAUGAAGACGAGGAUGCGCAGGAGGAAGGGAAUUUCCAGAGUGAAGGCGCCCACAAGGCACAGGAGCCAGACAACGAUGAGGUGGGCUCCGGUGCUGAGGACGACUCGCCCCAGAAAACCCCCCACAGCCAGGAGCCCCGGGGAGCCGAGUCCGUGGAGCGCCGGGUGCAGGCCGUGCGAGAGGCCCACGCGUUCGUAGAGGACUACCAGUACGACACCGAGGAGAGCCUGUGGUGCCAGGUGACCCUGAAGCUUCCUCUGAUGAAGAUUAACUUUGACAUGAGCUCCCUGGUGGUGUCCUUGGCCCACAGCGCCGUGGUCUACACAACCAAGGGCAUCACUCGGUGCCUCCUGAACGAAACGACCAACAGGAAGAAUGAGAAGGAGCUCGUGCUAAGCACAGAAGGGAUCAACCUGCCAGAGCUGUUCAAGUACGCAGAGAUUCUGGAUCUGCGCCGCCUCUAUUCCAAUGACAUCCAUGCCAUGGCCAACACGUACGGCAUCGAGGCCGCGCUCCGUGUGAUCGAGAAGGAGAUCAAGGACGUGUUUGCCGUGUACGGCAUUGCGGUCGACCCUCGCCACCUCUCCCUGGUGGCCGACUACAUGUGCUUCGAGGGUGUGUACAAGCCCCUGAAUCGCUUCGGGAUCCGGUCAAACUCCUCUCCUCUGCAGCAGAUGACUUUCGAGACAAGCUUCCAGUUUCUGAAGCAGGCCACCAUGAUGGGAUCCCAUGACGAGCUGAGGUCCCCUUCAGCCUGCCUUGUGGUCGGGAAGGUCGUCAAGGGCGGCACGGGCCUAUUCGAACUCAAGCAGCCCCUGAGAUAGCCACCGCCAUGGCCCCGUCUGCUCGGCCUGCAGGACCCGGGUGUGGACGCCGCCAGCCUGGCCUCAGCUCCAGAGGACCAGGAGACAUGAACCAUGGGCACUUCCAAAUGACAGGGCAGAGCACGGCAGUGACUGGGCUCCUCUGGCCUGGGCUGGCUUCCCCAGGAAGUGACGGCAUUGCUCAUCUCUGCCCCUCGUGUCUCAGGAUUAUUAACAAGGAUCUCCAAGUCCCCUCCGAGGUGGCCGGGGCUUCCCCUGUGCUGCAAAUUUUGUCUCUGUGGCAAAAUCGCGAAGGCCUGGGGCUGUUCACCGGGAAGAAGAAAGGGAGCAAUGCUUCACUGUUGGGGACCCCUCGCACCCCAGCGGAGGGAAGCAAGGCCUCAUUGCUGUGAGCAGCCGGUGCUGGCAGCAGGCUUCCGGGGGCUCCUGAUGAGGAGGAUGGCACACAGCCUGCUGUCCUGCGGCCUGUUCGUCCCAACCGCAUCUGUCCCUGGAGCAGAGUCCCCACCCAAGGCUUCUCUCCUGAGCUGCGUGUGUGAUGGCACAACCCUCCACCUCCCCAGUUUCUGGCCCUGGGGCAGGGUCCUGGCCCUGCUGCCCUGUGCCUGAGCUUCCCUGCCCCUGGAGGCUCUUUCGAGGGGCCCCAGCAGCUCACUGCCACCCAGAAAACCCUGGGCACCACUGGGACCGCUGCGUGCCUGACUGCCCCUGGCUCUGCCCGCAGUUCAGUAUCAAGGUCUGUGUUCCUCCCCAUAAGCCCUACCCUGUGUGGGGUGGCCAGGGCUCCCUGCACCAGUUGCCCCGGCGUGGACAGAAAAGCAGAGAAGACUUGUACAGAGGCUCUGUGAAGCCAGAGGCUGCUGCUGUUUCUGUCUGAUGUUACUCCUGCUCAGGCUUAGUGAUAAACACUGCUGGAGCUAACUGCUGAGAGUCAGGACUUGGGUUUUGUUAGCUUUUUCCCCCUGGUUUGCAGUUUCUGCCAUCCCGUUUCCCAUGGUGGCUACACCAUUUACUUUCCUACCAACAGUGCACGAGGACUCGGAUUCCUCUCUCCUGGGUCUUUUUUCUUUUUUUUCUCCCACAAUAGCCAUCCUAAUGGGUAUGAAGCGGUACCUUGUGGUUUGAUUGGGGCUGUGUUUUAAUUGCGUGUUAGGGCCCUUACAUAGCCUGCACCUGCCGAGACUCAGGAACCACUUGGCCAUUGCUUACCAAUCUUAAUGUUUUUGAGUUUGCAAUUGAGUUGGGUUCUCUGAGAGUCUGGAAACAGGAAAGUCUGGCCCUUAAAGUCUGCGCUUAGGUGGAUUUAUCCAUCAGUGAGUCGCCCUCUUUGGAGAGGCAGUCCCAUCCUGGAGGUAACAGGCUGGACCUACUGCCAGCCUCUCGAUCCCGGUGCAAUCUUACUUGAACCUCAGUCACCAGAACAGCUGCAUUGAGCAACAUCAGAUGUUCCCGUGCCAUCCACCACCACCCACUUUUUCCCAAGUCUGCUCAGAACAGGGGCUGUGCUUGAGCCCCUGCCACCCAUAGGGGUGACAUGGAUGGGAUUCUGGGCUCUGUUGCAGCCAUUUGGGGAGUGAACCAGCAGAUGGAAGGUCUCACUCUGACUCCCCCCUCUGUGUCACUCUGCCUUUCCGAUAAAUAAAUCUUAAAAAAACA